GGCGCCUCGACGUCCGGCGACACUUGAGUCAGUGCGUCGCGCGACGACACUCGUACGUGCAUCCACGUGCUCCGUCGAUUUCGUUCGUGCAUCUCGAUCUAAAUGUUCGCGUCGCGCGUGUAAUAUGUGUUACUGAGGAAUUCCUGAAUCUUCUUGCGUGAAUGUUUGCCACGACGUACAAACGCGCGGCCCAGAAGACGUUGCGUAUUCGGUACGUGAUGCCGGCGGCGCACCUGACGCUGCGCGAGGAGGAUGUGGUGCGCCUGACCUUGGAGUUCCUCCACAGCCGCGACCUUCACAUCUCGCAGCUCUCGCUCGAGCGCGAGACAGGCGUGAUAAACGGCCAGUACAGCGACGACGUGCUUUUCCUGCGCCAGCUGAUCCUCGACGGGCAAUGGGACGACGUGCUCGAGUUCAUCCAGCCGCUGGAAGCGCUGUCGGACUUCGACAUGAGGAAGUUCACGUACUCGAUCCUGCGCCACAAGUACGUCGAGCUGCUGUGCAUCAAGUCCGAGGCGAACGUUAUCGCCGCCGGGACGAACGGCAGCGUCGACAACGCCGUCGAGGAGGUCGUUAAGGUGUUGAACGAUCUCGAAAAGUUCGCGCCUUCCAAGGAGGAAUACAGCAGCCUGUGUCUGUUGCUUACUCUACCGCGGUUGACGGAUCACCUGCAGUACAAGGACUGGAAUCCUAGUAACGCGAGGGUACAAUGUUUCCGCGAGGUUCACCCGUUGGUAGAGAAAUUCCUGCCGGGCGACAGGAAGAGCGCCGAUCCCGCACAUCCGAUUACCUCGGCGAAAAACGAUCGACUCAUUCAGCUUAUUAUCAAGGGCAUUUUGUAUGAGUCCUGCGUAAAUUAUUGUCAGGCGAAAGCUACCGGGUCGAAAGAGAGCGAACAGGUAGAGAUGAGUUUUUCGAGGCUAUUAGAUGGGUCCGUGGGCUUUAGCGAUUCGGACUUGAGCUUGCUCUCGUGGCUUCAAAGUAUACCUCCCGAGACGUUCGCCGUACCCUUUGCACAAAGAACCCUAAAUGUCGACGUGGAACGCCUGGAGAGGCCCUCCUUGGAGACUUCGUGGACGGAGCACAUGCUGAUAACGCCGAUCAAGCCGAAGACUUUCCCGCACAGCGCCAUGCCGUUCACCAGGCCGAGAUCCGCCGCGGAUAUGAUGUCCCGUAGCCUAGUGCCGGCUCUGGAGGCUGGCCUCGGGCCCAGGAGUCCCAAGAACACGUCGAUACCAUCGGCGGCACUUAUGGCGCUAUCCGUCGGCGACGUAAACCCGAUGUCGAGGUCGUCGUUUGCUAGCUUCCAUUUGACCGGGUUCAAGAACAACAAGUUGAUGAAUACUAGCGUCGAUAGGCUCUUCGAGAACGAGGGCGACGUCUUCCUUAGCUCGAAUUACGCCGAGUUCCAACAACUACCCUCGAUACAAGAGGCUGCGAUGAAUGCUCAACCUAAGGCUCCGCCGAGGACUCGCGGACACUCCAAAAGCCCCGAUGGCGUGGAAGCGGACCCUUCAGCAACGUCCACGCCAGAGCGCAGAGUGCCCGGAAGGGAAUCGCCGGCGCCUUCGACCGCCAGAAGUUCCAGACGGGACUCCCUGACGGAAAAGCCUACGGGAGUCGCGGCCAAAAUUACAGACCCAUCCGUGGUACCGAUUAGAGCGAUGGUGGCUCCCAGCGACAACCUCGAACAAAGUUACAACGGUGGCCUAUUUAAGGAAUACCAGAAACAGAAACAAAGGUUGCAGGAGACCAUCCAGCAAAAGGAAAGAGAGAGGGACGAAUUAGUCAGGCAGCUAGCUACGCCGUUACCUAUGCAAGUAGCAGAUAAUAGACUGCAGGGAGAAGGGAUAAAGCAGCCUUUGGGAAGCAAAGGACCUUCGCCCGUUCACACGAGUACACCUGUCCGGUCUGGAAUCCAGUCACCGAAGCCUACGAUCAAUGGAUCGGAUCCAGUCGCGAGGCAAAACUCGGUGUUAAGCGGCAUUUACGAUUCAAGGGUAUCGGAGGGGCAUUACGACAUCAUCAACUCGAAGCAAGAGCCGAGGCCGGAACUCGAGACCAGCAAUGGAAGCAGCAACGGCGGCGGUAGACCGCGUUUCGUUCCCGUCACCGCCCUGGAGGACGUGCAGGCAAUCCGCUGCGCCGAAUUUCACCCCCAUGGGAAGUUGUACGCCGUGGGAUCGAAUUCGAAGACGCUGCGAAUAUGCGCUUACCCGAAGCUGCACGAUGUCAGGGAGGAUCAUCAGACAUAUCAACCUACCGUUCUCUUCAAGAGAACGAAGCAUCACAAAGGCUCCAUAUACUGCCUCGCGUGGACACCGGACGGUCGGCUGAUCGCGACCGGAAGCAACGACAAAACUGUGAAGUUAAUGCGCUUUAACGCCGAUACGUCGAAUCUCGAAGGGCAAGAGGUCGAAUUGACUAUGCACGAUGGUACAGUGCGCGACCUGUGCUUCCUCGAGGACACGUCGAACAAGUCGAGCCUUCUGAUCAGCGGUGGUGCUGGCGAUUGCAAGAUUUACGUUACCGAUUGCACGACCGGUACACCUUUCCAAGCCUUGAGCGGCCACAGCGGCCACGUGCUGACGCUUUACAACUGGGGCGGAGCGAUGUUCGUCAGCGGAUCGCAGGAUAAAACAGUCAGAUUCUGGGAUCUGAGGACGAGAAGCUGCGUCAAUAUGGUUACACCUGCGACGGUACCUGGCAGCCGGCAUCUGAUUCCACUACAGGUCGGUAGUCCCGUGGCUGCGCUGUGCGUGGAUCCGUCUGGCCGACUGUUGGUGUCCGGCCACGAAGACAGCAGCUGCGUUCUCUUCGACAUUCGCGGCGGCAGAACGGUGCAGUGCUUCAAACCCCACGCAGCAGAUAUCAGGAGCAUACGAUUCUCACCGUCGGCGUAUUACUUAUUGACGGCGGGAUACGACAACAAAUUGGUACUCACGGACUUGCAAGGCGAUCUUACAAUGCCUCUACCUAGCGUCGUAGUCGCUCAACAUCAGGACAAAGUCAUCUCCGGACGUUGGCAUCCGACGGAGUUCUCGUUUCUCAGUACUUCCGCCGACAAAACUGCAACCCUGUGGGCCUUACCGCCUGUCUAAAGGCCCGACAUGAUAACGCACCGUUAUUUAUUUACCUGUUCUUUAAGGACAUUUUAACGUAACAAUUCAUCUUUGGACAAUAUUGUCAGACUUGUUUUUUUUUUUUUUUACAUUGAAUUGAUUCCACAAAAGAUUCAGACUUUAAUUUUGACUCGUAAAUAAUCGCAUAGAUAUUAUAACUGCAAAAAGUGAAAUUUCGAAUGAUAUUCUAACAUAUUUUUGCAUAUUUGCACACAAUUAAUUAUUUUUUAAAUGACCAAUUAAAACUCUGAUUUAGUAACGACUGCGUCAUUAAACUCGCAGCGUAAUGCAUUGAUACGAGUAAAGCAUUUAAAUGAGUAAAACGUAACACGCUUUGAAGACUCGGGCUAGGGAGUAAAGAACGCGUAAAUCACGUGAUAUCGGACAAACAUCGGUAGGAUUGUUUUUAGCUAUGAAUUUAAUAUCGGGAGUCACAAGACUGCGGACGAUCCCUCGCUUCGACAUUGUUUUACAACUGCGCGAAGUGAGAUCGUAAUAUACAUCGUGAGAUUUAAAAUAUCUGUUCUUUUGCACAACACGAGAAUAUAUAGGUUUUCAGAUUUCGAAGAUGUUUUUUUUUUUUUCAGGAAUUACGCACGCGUACUUAUUAGAACCGCGAUGCAAUAUGUCCCCUUUCCCGGUCUCUUCUUUAACAUAAUUUCGUUAUAAUCAGAGACGCCUGUAUUGUAGAUACAUUGACCUUAGUUAAGGAAAUUUUAGGAAUACAAUACUCACGCUCCUGUACAGAGGACGUUUUAAUUUCUAGUUUUAAACGCUCUCUUACUUUCGCAUCUCAGUAUCGCAUCGUUGCAUCGUUUCACAACGUUUUAAGUAGAAAUAUUCGUUCGAUUUACUUUGUUCUUGUUUCAUUGCAAAAACUUGUUGCCACAAUUGUUGCAACGUGCGCGCGCGCGUGCGCGUUUAAUUUACAUAGAUGCUCAUACUUCCAUCUUCAUGUUAUGUCAACUCACAAGCCAAAUAUACACACACGCGUUCUAGUACAUAGUAGAUAUAUAUAUAUAUUAUAUAUAUACAUCUGUAUUUGCGAAAGAAAUUAUAAUACGUACGCUCAUACUAAUCGCUAUUUUUUACGGACUAAAAUAAUAUAAAUCGAGAGAAUUUAUCCGAGCGUCAAGCAAUUACGCGACUCGUCGCGACACGUGACUAAGCUUACGCGAUUCGCGCAAAGAAGAUAGUAUUCUUUAGUAAUAUAAAGUCAUAAGGACUAACAAUUAGACUUAAGUUGCUUGUCGCAAUCGCCAAAGCUCGCAGUAACAGCGAAACAGUGAGAAAAAAGAGGGAGAGAAUAGCGCGCGUCACUUUGCGCAAUUUUCUCAUCGAUUGUAGCGAUUCGAUGGUUGAACAUGGGACGAAGAUUUUGUAAAUACACGUUCAUCGGCAAUUGAACUCGGCGAAUCCUUUGAUUUACUCAUUAAUCUGUCGGGUGAUGAUGAUGCAACCAUAUCAUUGUUUGUUUUAUCCCUACUUCGACGUCAACGUUGUUAAGAGCGAGUCUUAAUUUGUCCUGUUAGCAUAUCUUUUCAGCGUACGGACAAAUCAUAUGUAUUUUAAGAUCGCGAGUGUAUUCAAGGAGAAUGGUAAAGAGAUAUUACAGAAGUAUAAGAGGUAGUGAAAGCAGAAUAAAGGGAAAACGGGUGAAUAGGAUGGUUAAAGUUAAACGCUUGCUAAAUAAAUUCAUGAUCUUUCACGUUCAAUCAUUCACAAGAUCGCAUGGAAUAACAUUUACUAGAGUUGAUUACUUUCCCUCCUGUAGGAAAAAAGACUUUUUGAUAAAAUGAAAUUGUUACGAAUAUAUCAUUCGUUUUUUAAUUGUUUUUUGUCGCUCAGUUUACAAUAUAUGACUUUGACAGAAAUUCGAAAUUUCAUGAAUAUAGACAGUCGAGAUGAUCGAACUGCGAAAUACUUAUGUAUUCGUGAAAACUCAAUUUUUAGCAAUUCUGUGAAUGUGUUUCGUAUCUUGUUGUGUAACAACUUCUUUUUCCACGCAUUUUGUAAUGAUUGACGAAAGGAGAUCAGAAUGGCGAUGGCGAGCAAACGGAAUGGGACGGAAGCGAUUAUUUGUUAAUAGCAAUUCAAUGCAACUCAUCUGCUUCCAUGUAGCAAUUUAUCGUGCCUUCUGUCGUGGCUGCUUUCGGCGAUUUAUAUUUAUUUUUGUAUUUUUUCGUGAGCUCUUUUCCUCCCCAUCCGCCUCCUCACAUUCCCACAGCAGUAAUUCCUCUCUCCUCUUAUUUCACAAUAUAUCCAAACGAGUUCGUAAACGUUCUAAAAUAAAAAAAAACUCAUUAUCUCAUACUCGAGUAUUACCGCAUAACGCACUAUAUAUACAUAUGGCAUAACUUAUAACUUUGUACUUUUCUUGUAGAUACGAUAUAUGUCACGUCUAAUUUAAACAAUAAAAUUUACGUUAUUAA
Messenger RNA from Wasmannia auropunctata (little fire ant), 5554 nucleotides. RefSeq names its product WD repeat-containing protein 47. Gene Ontology annotation, molecular function: protein binding. The coding region runs from base 162 to 3101 and encodes 979 amino acids. The record is from RefSeq and is a predicted model, not a curated record. Lineage: Eukaryota; Metazoa; Arthropoda; Insecta; Hymenoptera; Formicidae. The transcript has 11 exons.